GAAAUGCAGCCGAGGAGCCGGGGCGGGCGAGAGCGGCGGCGGCGGCGGCAGCGGGGGCAGCGGCAGCCCCGGCGCCGCGGCAAAGACUCUGAGGACUGAGACGCGGCGGCGGCGGCGCGGGGAGCGCGGGGCGCCCCGGCCGGAGCCCCGGGCCCGCCAUGGGCCUCCCCGAGCGGGGCGCGCUCCGGCCGCUGGCGCUGCUGCUGCUGCUGUUGCUGCUGCGGCUUCAGCAUCUCGCGGCGGCAGCGGCUGAUCCGCUGCUCGGCGGCCAAGGACCGGCCAAGGAGUGCGAAAAGGAUCAAUUCCAGUGCCGGAACGAGCGCUGCAUCCCCUCUGUGUGGAGAUGCGACGAGGACGAUGACUGCUCAGACCACAGCGACGAGGACGACUGCCCCAAGAAGACCUGUGCGGACAGUGACUUCACCUGUGACAACGGCCACUGCAUCCGCGAGCGGUGGAAGUGUGAUGGCGAGGAGGAGUGUCCUGACGGCUCCGAUGAGUCCGAGGCCACUUGCACCAAGCAGGUGUGUCCUGCAGAGAAGCUGAGCUGUGGACCCACCAGCCACAAGUGUGUACCUGCCUCAUGGCGCUGCGACGGGGAGAAGGACUGCGAGGGUGGAGCGGAUGAGGCCGGCUGUGCUACCUUGUGCGCCCCGCACGAGUUCCAGUGCGGCAACCGCUCGUGCCUGGCCGCCGUGUUCGUGUGCGACGGCGACGACGACUGCGGUGACGGCAGCGAUGAGCGCGGCUGUGCAGACCCGGCCUGCGGGCCCCGCGAGUUCCGCUGCGGCCGCGAUGGCGGCGGCGCCUGCAUCCCGGAGCGCUGGGUCUGCGACCGCCAGUUUGACUGCGAGGACCGCUCGGACGAGGCAGCCGAGCUCUGCGGCCGCCCGGGCCCCGGGGCCACGUCCGCGCCCGCCGCCUGCGCCACCGCCGUCCAGUUCGCCUGCCGCAGCGGCGAGUGCGUGCACCUAGGCUGGCGCUGCGACGGCGACCGCGACUGCAAAGACAAAUCCGACGAGGCCGACUGCCCACUGGGCACCUGCCAUGGGAACGAGUUCCAGUGUGGGGAUGGGACAUGUGUCCUUGCAAUCAAGCGCUGCAACCAGGAGCAGGACUGUCCGGAUGGGAGUGAUGAAGCUGGCUGCCUACAGGGGCUAAACGAGUGUCUGCACAACAAUGGCGGCUGCUCACACAUCUGCACUGACCUCAAGAUUGGCUUUGAAUGCACGUGCCCAGCAGGCUUCCAGCUCCUGGACCAGAAGACCUGUGGCGACAUUGAUGAAUGCAAGGACCCAGAUGCCUGCAGCCAGAUCUGUGUCAAUUACAAGGGCUAUUUUAAGUGCGAGUGCUACCCUGGCUAUGAGAUGGACCUGCUGACCAAGAACUGCAAGGCUGCUGCUGGCAAGAGCCCAUCCCUAAUCUUCACCAACCGGCAUGAGGUGCGGAGGAUCGACCUGGUGAAGCGGAACUAUUCACGCCUCAUCCCCAUGCUCAAGAAUGUCGUGGCACUAGAUGUGGAAGUUGCCACCAAUCGCAUCUACUGGUGUGACCUCUCCUACCGUAAGAUCUAUAGUGCCUACAUGGACAAGGCCAGUGACCCGAAAGAGCAGGAGGUCCUCAUUGACGAGCAGCUGCACUCUCCAGAGGGCCUGGCGGUGGACUGGGUCCACAAGCACAUCUACUGGACCGACUCGGGCAAUAAGACCAUCUCAGUGGCCACAGUUGAUGGUGGCCGCCGAUGCACUCUCUUCAGCCGUAACCUCAGUGAACCCCGGGCCAUCGCUGUUGACCCCCUUCGAGGGUUCAUGUAUUGGUCUGACUGGGGGAACCAGGCCAAGAUUGAGAAAUCUGGGCUCAACGGUGUGGACCGGCAAACACUCGUGUCAGACAAUAUUGAAUGGCCCAACGGAAUCACCCUGGAUCUGCUGAGCCAACGCUUGUACUGGGUAGACUCCAAGCUACACCAACUGUCCAGCAUUGACUUCAGUGGAGGCAACAGAAAGAUGCUCAUCUCCUCCACUGACUUCCUGAGCCACCCUUUUGGGAUAGCUGUGUUUGAGGACAAGGUGUUCUGGACAGACCUGGAGAACGAGGCCAUUUUCAGUGCAAAUCGGCUCAAUGGCCUAGAAAUCUCCAUCCUGGCUGAGAACCUCAAUAACCCACAUGACAUUGUCAUCUUCCAUGAGCUGAAGCAGCCAAGAGCUGCAGAUGCCUGUAAGCUGAGUGUCCAGCCUAACGGAGGCUGUGAGUACCUGUGCCUUCCUGCUCCUCGGAUCUCCAGCCACUCUCCCAACUACACGUGUGCCUGUCCUGACACAAUGUGGCUGGGUCCAGACAUGAAGAGGUGCUACCGAGCACCUCAAUCUACCUCAACUACGACGUUAGCCUCUACCACGACGAGGACAGGACCUGCCACCACAAGAGCCCCUGGGACCACCGUCCACAGAUCCACCGACCAGAACCACAGCACAGAGACACCAAACCUGGCAGCUGCAGUCCCAAGCUCAGUUAGUGUCCCCAGGGCUCCCAGCGUCAGCCUGUCUACCCUAAGUCCUGCAACCAGCAACCACUCCCAGCACUAUGGGAAUGAAGACAGUAAGAUGGGCUCAACAGUCACUGCCGCUGUUAUCGGGAUCAUCGUGCCCAUAGUGGUGAUAGCCCUGCUGUGCAUGAGUGGAUACCUGAUCUGGAGAAACUGGAAGCGGAAGAACACCAAAAGCAUGAAUUUUGACAACCCAGUCUACAGGAAAACAACAGAAGAAGAAGAUGAAGAUGAGCUCCAUAUAGGGAGGACUGCUCAGAUUGGCCAUGUCUAUCCUGCAGCAAUCAGCAGCUUUGAUCGCCCACUGUGGGCAGAGCCCUGUCUUGGGGAGACCAGAGAACUGGAAGACCCAGCCCCUGCCCUCAAGGAGCUUUUUGUCUUGCCGGGGGAACCAAGGUCACAGCUGCACCAACUCCCGAAGAACCCUCUUUCCGAGCUGCCUGUCGUCAAGUCCAAGCGAGUGGCAUUAAGCCUUGAAGAUGAUGGACUACCCUGAGGAUGGGAUCACCCACUUCGUGCCUCAUGGAAUUCAGUCCCACCCACUACACUCUGGAUGGUGUAUGACUGGAUGAAUGGGUUUCUACAUAUGGGUCUGUGUGAGUGUAUGUGUGUGUGUGAUUUUUUUUUUUAAAUUUAUGUUGCGGAAAGGUAACCACAAAGUUAUGAUGAACUGCAAACAUCCAAAGGAUGUGAGAGUUUUUCUAUGUAUAAUGUUUUAUACACUUUUUAACUGGUUGCACUACCCAUGAGGAAUUCGUGGAAUGGCUACUGCUGACUAACAUGAUGCACAUAACCAAAUGGGGGCCAAUGGCACAGUACCUUACUCAUCAUUUAAAAAAUAUAUUUACAGAAGAUGUUUGGUUGCUGGGGGGACUUUUUUAGGUUUUGGGGUUUUUUUUUUUUUGUAAAUAAGAUGAUUAUGCUUUGUGGCUAUCCAUCAACAUAAGUAAAAAAAAAAAAAAAAAAAAAAUUCAACUCCCUCCCCCAUUUAGAUUAUUUAUUAACAUAUUUUAAAAAUCAGAUGAGUUCUAUAAAUAAUUUAGAGAAGCGAGAGUAUUUAUUUUUGGCAUGUUUGGCCCACCACGCAGACUCUGUGUGUGUAUAUGUGUGUGUUUAUAUGUGUAUGUGUGUGACAGAAAAAUCUGUAGAGAAGAGGCACAUCUAUGGCUACUGUUCAAAUACAUAAAGAUAAAUUUAUUUUAACACAGUCCACAAGGGGUAUAUCUUGUAGUUUUCAGAAAAGCCUUUGGAAAUUUGGCUCAGAAAAUAGAUACCAUGGUUUGUGCAAUUACGUAGUAAAAAAGGCAAUCUUUUCACCUCUGGCCAUUCCUGCGACCCCAGGAAGUCAGGAAAAGCCUUUCAGCUCACACAUGGCUGCUGUGACUCCUACUGGGGCUUUCUUGGUUUUGGCAAAGGUCAGUGUACAGACAUUGCAUGGUACCAGAGUGCUCAGAAACUCAAGAUAGAAUUUGCCUCACCCUCAGCUACUCCUUGUUUUAAAAUUCGGCUCUUUGAGUAACUUCUUCAAUUUCUUUCAGGACACUUGGGUUGAAUUCAGUAAGUUUCCUCUGAAGCACCCUUAAGGGUGCCAUCCUUACAGAGCUAAGUGGAGACAUUUCCAGAACAGCCCAAGUUUACUAUAGAGACUGGCCCAGGCACUGAACAUCUGGGACAUGCUGUGGUUGAGAAUAAAGAUGGUGGAAUAGGUUUUAUUACAUCUCUUAUUUCUCUUUUCCCCUUACUCUCUACCAUUUCCUUUAUGUGGGGAAACAUUUUAAAGUAAUAAAUAGGUUACUUACCAUCAUAUGUUCAUAUAGAUGAAACUAAUUUUUGGCUUAAGUCAGAACAACUGGCCAAAACUGAAGUCACAUUUGAGGGGGGAAAUGGCAUACACAAUAUUAUAGUAUAUUGGAUAUUUAUGUUCACACAGGAAUUUGGUUUACUGCUUUGUAAAUAAAAGAAAAAACUCUGGGUAUAUGUAGAGAUGUUCUUCAUUAUAGACACCUUCUUUGCUUUUCCUGGCCUUGCGGGAGGAAGGGAGAAGUGCUCUUUUCUAUUUGUGGGGUCUCCCAUUGGAAACAUAAUCCUAUAGUCCCAGAAGGAUUCAGUCCCCACUGGCUUUCCCAUCCAAAGAGAAAGAGUUUGAGUUUCUUAACUCUGUUGUUCUGCCACUUACUCCCAGUAGACAACCAGGGACAAGGUGCAACAUGGAAGUGUUUGACUUAAGUAGGAGCAGAGGAGAUGCAUCUAAUCUCAUCAUACCUGGAACUUGACACACUUAAGCAAAUGCCUUCCCAUCCCUACCUGCCAGAUGCCCCCAACUCAAUGAAGGUUGGAUGUCUCACCAGCUUGAUACCCUUUGAAUUUUCAGUCAGAAAUUCUGGAGUUCUAGCAUCCUGUACCUAGGACCUUCCUCUGCAUCACUCUUGGCCUCCUAAACUCUAAGAAAAUAACUAUAUUCUGGAGCUUGGGCACUGUGUUUUGCAUAAUCCAGCAAUCUCCUCAUGACAUGCAUGUGUUGACAGUCCUGAAACAUUCAUUGAGAGGGUAAAUGCAGUUGACCUAGAAUGACCAAUACCAAACAGAAUUUUAAGAACACGUGGCCAACUCCUAUGGAGCUUACUCACAUUACUAUUCUUUUAAGAACGGAGAGUAAAAUUAUUUUUGACUGAAGAAAAAUGAUGACAGUGAAAAACAUGGAAAUUUACUCAAAACAAGUGACUUUUUCUGUAACCUUCUUCCAAAGAAACUGAAUUUUCCAAGGAAUUAAAUGAUAACAGUGGAUAAGGCAUAGUUUCUAAACUUUCGGUCAGAUCCUGGCAUUCACAGAAAAAAAUAAUGAAUGGGGUCUGGACAUACAGCCUGAGAUCUCAAAAUGAUGAUGAAAUUCACAACUUUCUCAGAGACAUCCAUGUUUCUUGCAUAUGCUAUAACUGAAGUUUGAAAGAGGCAGCUAUGGGAGCAACCCUUUACAAGAAACAAAUUGUGAAAUACUCAUUUGUUGGACAGCAGUAAAUAGAUGAAACCUGAGGAGUCAGAUCCACCUUUCCCCAUUCGCAGAGGCUUUUCAGCCUCAUUUUGAGGUGUAGUUACAUAUCUUUUGCCUUUUGCCCCCUGUGCAUAGGUAUCUACAGCCAAUCACAGAUCACAGAGUCACUGGACUAUAGAGCUGGAAGGAAGCUCAGAGAUAAUGCCAAGAGGGCAGAAAAUAUAUCAGAAGCCAGUCCCAGUGCUUUUCCUCCAUUUCCAUCUGCAGGAAGACUAUUUUGGGCUGCCUGAACAUUGUAUCAGACCUGCUACCUAUACUAUGGUCUACCUCUCCUCCAGUGGAAUUACAAAGGCACUAGCUGAAAUGCCUUCUAGAAACAGAGAAAACGAAAACUGUACUUAUCUACUCUUGAUAGCACGGAUUAUUUACAAAACAGAUUGAAGUAACCCAUUAACUGGCAAAAAGAGAAUGAGAUCGGAUUUAAAUGUAUGGCAGUAAGUCCUAUUGAUCCCUCCAGUUAUCUCAGUAUGACUGCGGUAUAUUCAUUCACUAAAACCACUCAUUAGAUACCAACUACACACCUGGCACUGCAGAUGUAAAGGUCAGUCACACAUGUUCUGACUUUACAGAGUUCACAGUAGCAGUGGAGGAAGAUAUAUGUGGAAACAAAAAAGGCAUCGAUUCUAUUCAGAGCACUGUUAGGGCACAAUGGGGAGAGGGGUCUUUCUACCUAAGAAGAUGAGGAAUAGGGUCAUCAUAGAAGUGACUUUAAGUCUUAAAAUUAAGAAGGGGAUUCCAAGCUGCUUCAGGCAGAGACACACUGAGCUAAAACACAGAGGUAUGAAACAGCAUGGGGACUUUAGGAACUGCACAGUUCAUUCUAACAGGAACAAAAGGCUCAAGGGGUCAAGAAAUGAGGCUGUAUGGAAAGAGGUUCAAUGUAAGCACUUUAUAAAAUAGUUAGAUUAAUUUCUGAUUCAAUGAAGCAUUUCUUGAUCAUUGUGUACAAGGCACUAAAUUCAUCAUGGAAAAUUCAUUAGGAUGCAUUACCAGCACUUUGCAGACCUGAUAUUAUUCAGCCUCAAGCUUUCCAGUGGCCAAAGGAAAAUGCUGACUGCUUUUCACAUAUUUGAGUCAAAGAUGUUUUUAUAUGGUCAACGAAGACUAAUAUAAGGGCAGUGGGAUUUUCACAGAAGCAUGCCAUGUUGUUGAGAGCCUCUUAGAUUUUCUCAACUGUGAGAGAGAAAACUGAAAAUUUUGAAGACAUUGAGUCUGGAGAGGGGAUACCAAUCACUGUCCAGUCAGGCGUUGGUGGGAAUGGGGAAAUGGCACAGGAAUGCAAGCCUCUCCACCCUACCCCUGAAACUCCAGCCAUACACUCAUCAUUUCACAAAAUAUAAAUGAGUUAGCAUUAAACAUUUCAGAGUAAAUAAUUCCUUUUCCCGAAAUGCAUGAAGAUAGAGUAACAGUCUUCUCACACUGUAUUUUUAGGGUAUGGAAAAUUUAGAAGGUUAAAGAAUUACUGCUUCAAUUUUUCAGUUAAAAAAAAUCAGGAAGCUCUGUUCAUUCAGGCUAUGCACCAUGUGCACAGUCAAGAAUUAGCAGAAACCCUCUGCAUUUACAAACACUUUGUGCUAUAAAAAGUAAUUUUUAAAAAGCCACUUGUGUGUGUGUGUAUAUAUAUAUAUAUAUAUAUAUUUAAAGCCAAGGUUUUGAUACUUUUUUACAAAAACUACAAGAGAAAACAGAUACCUGUCCAAACCAUAUACUUUUAAAAUAGCAUUUUUUUUUCCAUACAAGCUGUUGUUAAUUUGGGGGUAAAGUGCUGGUUUGCAAACUUCAUCAAAUUGUUCCCAAGUGGAUUUUCCUUGUUUGUCUUCCCCCACCAACCCUCAAGUUACCAUAUUCGAUGUAAGAAUCAGGCAUGUUAGAAUGUUGUGUCACACUAACUGGUUCUGCUCUUUUUGUCUUGUCAUUCAAGUUCCAUUAGCUUCUGUAUGCGGUGCCCUUUGCAGUCUGGUGUCUCUUCCAGAGGCAAGGGGGCUGAAGAUGGUGUGCUGCAUCUCACUAGCUGUACUAACAUCAUCUUGGUAAACUGAAAACCAAAUGUGGACAUUUGUAAAAUCAGUGCACUGUUUCUAGAGAGAGAUUAAAUUCAUUU
This is a messenger RNA of Piliocolobus tephrosceles (Ugandan red Colobus), 7695 nucleotides long. RefSeq names its product LDL receptor related protein 8 (gene LRP8). The record is from RefSeq and is a predicted model, not a curated record. The coding region runs from base 159 to 3041 and encodes 960 amino acids. Gene Ontology annotation, molecular function: calcium ion binding; hormone binding; protein binding. Gene Ontology annotation, cellular component: plasma membrane; apical plasma membrane; signaling receptor complex. NCBI's taxonomy places the organism in Eukaryota, Metazoa, Chordata, Mammalia, Primates, Cercopithecidae. The transcript has 19 exons. Gene Ontology annotation, biological process: receptor-mediated endocytosis.